CUUGACGGAAUGAAUAAUGUUUAUUUUGAGUGAUACUGUAUAAAAGCAAACUAUCGUAUAAAGGAAUGRUUACAGAGUAGAUGCUYWCUUGUUGUGAAGGCUUUAAAGAAGCAAGAUGUCGGGGGAARCUUCCCAUUCGACAACGAUUCGAGGUUCGCCAACAAAAUACGUAAAACUGAAUGUUGGUGGAUCUCUUCACUACACAACUUUGGGGACACUGACUAAACAAGAUAGCAUGCUCAGAGCUAUGUUUAGUGGCAGAAUGGAAGUACUAACAGAUACAGAAGGUUGGAUUCUUAUUGAUAGAUGUGGAAAGCAUUUUGGUACCAUCCUUAAUUUUCUGCGGGAUGGAUCAGCUCCUUUACCCCAGAGUGAGAGUGAACUUAGAGAAAUUCUGGCUGAAGCAAAGUACUAUCUAGUAGAGGAGCUAGUGUCACAAUGUGAAGCUUUAUUGGCCAAGAAAAAGGAACAACACGAUCCAAUUUGCCGUGUUCCACUUAUAACUUCAACUAAAGAGGAGAGACUACUUGUCAGUACUGCUAAUAAACCAAUUGUGAAAUUAUCUUACAACAGAUCCAAUAACAAGUAUUCCUACACAGCGCAAUCUGAUGACAAUCUUCUAAAGAAUAUAGAGCUCUUUGACAAACUUUCCCUUCGCUUCAAUGGCCGUAUUCUCUUUAUAAAGGACUUAAUUGGGAACAAUGAAAUAUGUUGUUGGAUUUAUUAUGGCAAUGGUAAGAAGACAGCAGAAGUUUGUUGCACAUCCAUUGUCUAUGCAACAGAAAAAAAGCAAACAAAGGUUGAGUUUCCAGAAGCAAGAAUUUAUGAAGAGACUCUAAAUGCACUUCUUUAUGAAAACAGAGGUACUGGUUCAAAGCUGCCUGAUGCMGAGCUGCUUCAUGCUACYCGUGGAGCAGUAGGUGCAAGAGUGAUUCAUGACACAGAGGAGGAGCCUAUGAGAAGACAUAGAGCUGGAGGAGACUAAUUUUUAGCAUGUUUUAAAAUAUUCUGACAAAAAUUUGAUCAUUAUUGACAGAGAAAUUGUUGUGGGAAUCAAGUGAGAAAAUAAGUUGGUAGUUUCAUUACAAAUAUAAUGGAUAAAACUAACAUUAUUGACAAAAAAUGUGCUGUGUUUAUGAUGAUUUAAUUUGUUAUGAACGAAUGAAGGACAUAGUUGUUGAUAUUUUGUACAAAAGUAGGUGUAAUAUUUUCAAAGUGCUAGGAUGAGAUUUUCCUUUUGUUCAAAAAGCAAGCACAGAAAUAUUUAAAGUGCUGGAAUUAUGUGAUUUGUAGUUUUUGCAAUAAAAUCAGAUGUUCUCCUUA
Molecule: messenger RNA, 1323 nt
Organism: Exaiptasia diaphana
Lineage: Eukaryota; Metazoa; Cnidaria; Anthozoa; Actiniaria; Aiptasiidae
Product: BTB/POZ domain-containing adapter for CUL3-mediated RhoA degradation protein 3
Exons: 4
Coding region: 116-985 (289 amino acids)
Biological process (GO): protein homooligomerization
Molecular function (GO): protein binding
Source: RefSeq, a predicted model, not a curated record